Molecule: messenger RNA, 1139 nt
Organism: Ipomoea nil (Japanese morning glory)
Lineage: Eukaryota; Viridiplantae; Streptophyta; Magnoliopsida; Solanales; Convolvulaceae
Product: transcription factor MYB114-like
Exons: 3
Coding region: 168-734 (188 amino acids)
Source: RefSeq, a predicted model, not a curated record
UUGGCUUCGCAGCUAUUCGACUUCAUUCUUUUGCUUACCAAAUGUCACUCUCCUGUCAUUGAUUCUCUCGUGAAUAUCAAAACAACUUUCUAUUCCUCUCUCUCUCUCUGCAGACUGGCAUGUAGACAAACACAAUUUACAUACAUCUCAUCUGAUCAUUUCACCUCAUGACUUCAAGAAAGAGUGGAGGUGCUAGAAUGCAUGUUCAUAAAGGAGCAUGGACGGCUGAGGAGGACAAGAAACUGACCCACUACAUUGAGAAUCAUGGUGCUAAAAAGUGGAAAACUGUGGCCAUCAAAUCAGGCUUGAAUAGGUGUGGUAAAAGUUGUAGGCUGAGGUGGUUGAACUAUCUGAGGCCAAACAUCAAGAGAGGCAACAUAGCUGAAGAUGAAGCUGACUUGAUCCUUAGGCUUCAUAAACUACUAGGAAACAGCAGGUGGUCUUUGAUAGCUGGGAGACUUCCAGGGCGAACCGACAAUGAAAUCAAGAACUACUGGAAUACUCAUUUGAGCAAAAAAGUCACCCAACUGGGAAAAUCUUCUUUACCAGCAACAGAAAAUCAGCCACCCAAGAAUGGCAUGGCCGAUGCUGAACAAAUGGGAGGCAAUAAAGAAAGCGAAGAAGACCCAGAAUUGAACUUUGAUGUAGAUGAGUUCUUUGACUUCUCUGUGGAAGGGACAUAUGGCACAGAAUGGGUCAACAAGUUUCUUGAAGUUGAAAAGGGUAUGCCAUAGAUGGCUGGCAGAUUGUAAUGUAUUAAUAUGCCUACCUAAUGCCUGUGCAGAAGACUAACCUGUACUGUACUUGAGCAUGAAUGUGAUGAUGAAAUCAAUUCGGUAGAUGUAUUGUAUGUGCAAUGUGCUCACCUCAUCAGACACUGCAAAUACAUACUGUAAAAGCACUAAUUUAAAAGUGAAAAUUGAAGUUUAUUGACAUCCAAAAACAGUAGUAGAAAAAAAAUACAUAAGCAUAUAAUAUAUUAAUUCAAUGGGGGAGAAAGGGGAUGUAGUACACAGCUAAAAUGAGAAUUCAUUCUCCUUCAAUGCACUAGCUUAGAGAACUGGUAGUCUUCUGUAUGUACAUUGAUACACUGUGCAGCUAUCUGUCCUAGCAGUUUGUUCAAUAAAAGUUUGCAAUCU